AUGACUACUGUAUCUAACACGAGGAAGAAGGGCGUCUUCAUGAAAGGUCAGCUGAGGGUCUCCGCAUACGUGAACCAUGGCCUGGUCACUGUCCACGUUGUACAGGCGCGUCACCUGACGUCCGGGCGUCACCGGCAGCCAGAUACGUUCGUCAUGAUCUCCCUGAUCCCUGACCGGCCGCACGAGACGCCCACGCGCUGUCGCACUGAGCACGUCCCCAACACGAGCUGUCCCACAUAUGAUGAGAAGUUCUCCUUCGAGGUGAGCGAAGAGGACGAAGGACGCCGGCUGCUGAUCGCCGUCUGGGGACGCAAGUCGCAUACAGGGCCGACUGAGACCUUCGGAUGUAUGUCGUUCGGAUUGAGGCAUCUGCAGAGUGGUGAGCGACCAGUUUCAGGAUGGUAUCACCUUCUCACCGAGGACGUCGGCUGCAAGAAGCAUUUGAUGGUCGCCCCUCGAGAUCGACCGUCCGUCCCUGUGAUGCAGAGCCGCAUUCCCCGAUCAUCUCCCUUAGGCACCAGCGUCCUAGAGAUCCCGAAAGUUAACAAGCUAGUGAGCGGCUCUGAACGACUCCAGAUCUCCGUCAAGCGGUCUACUUACGGCGGGUUCGGUUUCUCAGUUGUGGAUGCGUGUCCGGUACGCGUUAGUCGCGUGGACGGCACAUCAGGGGCUGAGGAGGCGGGACUGCGUCCUGGUGACCUAGUCUUCCGCGUCAAUGGUCAGAACGUUUCCCGCUCCACAUCAACCAGCGUUGCUAGACGCAUCAAGCGCGGUGGCCAGACCCUGGUGUUGGAGGUACAGAGGCCCGCCCAGAUCCCGAUCGCCCACACGCCCUUGUUCGAGCAUGAUCCCACGGUCCACGAGAUGUCCGAUUCUGACAACGCCUCCCAUGAGGAGUGGACGCUCUGUGACGACCACAUGGAGCUUACGGGACCAGGAAGUAAUGGGGAGACGCGACGGCAGGCGGCGCUACACGCGCUGCUGAUGGCAGAAGAGCGGUUCGUGGAGGCAAUGUCCCGGGGCAUGCAGCGCUAUUCCCGUCCGUUGCGCCACGGUCUACUUGCACCUGAGCAGCACUCCAUACUAUUUCAGAACGUAGAGAAGUUAGUGAGCAUGUCGGAGUACCAAGUGCACCAGAUGUUGUCAAAUCUGCCCGACAUGGAUGACGCCGCAGACCCCGACGAUUCCAUGUCUGCCGACUCCACUGACAUUACCACCAUCGUCGGUAUCAUCUACAAGUCCAAGCUCCCCGUGAUUCUGCAAGCCUACAAACUGUACACCUCCGGUAUCCCCCGCGCCGCACGCUCCAUGGCCAUCCUCGAGGGAGACCCCGACUUUCUCCGCUUUCUGUGGCGCCAUGAGGGCUGCGGACAUCCACUGUCGCUGUGCGAGUUCAUCAAUCGACCGCUGGAACACCUUGGGGACAUCUACCGCCUCGUGACCGCCAUCCGGGACUCCCUGUCGCCAGGCUCCCCUGAUCAUGGCAUCUACACUGAGAUUGUCAACGGUCUGCAGACGGUGGUAUCCGCCUCCCAGGCCGUGGAGAAUGUUAGUAGCUCCUUUCUGUCUGUCGCCUCCUCCAUCCUCGACGUCAGUCGGGCGACGUCUGGUUCCACACGUCAAGUGCCGCGAAUGGGCGCCCGCAUUCUAAAGCGCGUCUCCUCCGCCUCCUCGUCGAGCUCCUCCAGUGGGUUCGGAAGUAGCGGCUCCCAGCACUCCGAGGAUGGUCAGUGUCAACGGGCAUCCGGUCUCCUUCUGCCGGAAGUUGAGUUCCGCCAGACCACCGUGUAG
Mya arenaria is the source of this 1791-nucleotide messenger RNA. RefSeq lists its product as uncharacterized. The record is from RefSeq and is a predicted model, not a curated record. The transcript is spliced from 9 exons. Lineage: Eukaryota; Metazoa; Mollusca; Bivalvia; Myida; Myidae. Gene Ontology annotation, cellular component: plasma membrane; nucleus. Gene Ontology annotation, molecular function: protein binding; guanyl-nucleotide exchange factor activity. Gene Ontology annotation, biological process: signal transduction. Bases 1 to 1791 code for a protein of 596 amino acids.